Molecule: messenger RNA, 1264 nt
Organism: Clarias gariepinus (North African catfish)
Lineage: Eukaryota; Metazoa; Chordata; Actinopteri; Siluriformes; Clariidae
Gene: lsm12b
Product: LSM12 homolog b
Exons: 5
Coding region: 55-645 (196 amino acids)
Molecular function (GO): RNA binding
Source: RefSeq, a predicted model, not a curated record
CGCCGUCGCGUGCGUUUACGUAAAGCUGGCGCUCCGGUUUCCCUGGCGGAGAAGAUGGCGGCUCCUGGACCGGGGGAGUAUUUUAGUGUUGGGAACCAUGUAUCUUGCCUCACCUGCCUGGGCCAGCGCUUGCAAGGAGAAGUCGUAGCUUUUGACUACCAGACCAAGAUGUUAACCUUGAAAUGUGCUUCCUCCAGCGGCAAGCCCAACCUCAGCGACAUCAUCCUGAUUAACUUAGCCUACGUUUCUGACGUAGAAACCAUUAAUGACCGCACCGAGACCCCUCCCCCUCUAGCAUCUUUGAAUGUCGGCAAGCUUGCCAAUCGGGCAAGAACGGAAAAGGAAGACAAGUUGUCCCAAGCCUAUGCAAUCAGCGCUGGGGUUUCAGUCGAGGGCCAGCAACUAUUCCAAACUAUACAUAAAACCAUUAAAGACUGCAAAUGGCAGGAGAAGAACAUUAUUGUGAUGGACGACGUCGUCAUCUCGCCACCGUAUCAGGUGGAAAACUGCAAAGGCAAAGAGGGAAGUGCUUUAAGUCAUAUACGCAAAAUUGUCGAGAAACAUUUUAGAGACGUGGAAACGCAGAAGUCGAUGCAGCGUUCACAAGCACAGCAAACACAGAAGGAGUCGUCGUUAUCAUCCUGAUGUGAUAGAGGGCGGGCACGGAUUGGCCAGAGAGGGCACGGUGGGCAUCAGCGCCCCGAAAGCUGAGCAAGAACGGCACUCCCCCUCUCUUUUUCUCUGUCUCUCUCUUCCUCCUCCCACAUUCAUUGUCAGUCAGAGGGGGUGGGGGGGGGUCACCAAGGGGCCCCGGGUCUACCAGAUCAAAUAAUAAAAAUAAAAAAACAGAAAAACUGGAAAAAAAUUAAAUAAAAAGUGAGGGUGAAAAGACUUAAUUCUAAAUUAGACUUUAUAAAGAUAAUUUAAAAUACCGAUUAUUAAACAACCCAUAGUUUUCCUAACUAACUCUCAGCAUCUCUCUCUCUCUUCCUCUUUCUCUGUGCCCUCCUCUUCCCCUUCAUUUUCCUUUUCUCUUCGUCUUCAUUUCCAUUUUUCUCAAAAAAAAGAAAAAAACCCAAGCAGUCAGAAAAGCCCAUUAGCUUUUUUUUUUCUUCCUCUCCCAAUUUUCCUUUUUUCCCCCCAGCGCUGUCUUCAUGUUCUACACGUGUCUGUAUUUUCUGUAUUUUAAAACAAUGUGACUUGAAAUGCCACAGUUUAAAAAGGACAUUUUCUAAAAUAAAAGUAACAAAAAUUCUGACUGUAA